AUAGAUUUUGAAAAUUUAAUUUUUUAAAAAAAGAAGAGGCACAAACGGAAACAGGAACCCUGAAAUCUGGAAUGCACUAAAGGCUCGCCCCCUGCAGACAAUGAACGAGUGGACGCCCAUUGCAAAAGAGUAUGACCCCCUCAAAGCUGGGAGCAUUGAUGGUACAGAUGAAGAGCCCCACGACCGGGCUGUGUGGAGGGCCAUGACGGCACGGUAUGUCCCCAACCGAGGCGUUUCAGGGGACCCUCACCUCACGCUGUUUGUGGCCAGGCUCAACUUGCAAACCACAGAAGAGAAGUUAAGGGAAGUAUUUUCUCGGUACGGAGACAUCUGGAAGAUCCGCUUGGUUCGAGACCUGGUCACUGGCUUCUCCAAGGGCUACGCGUUCAUUGAGUUCAAAGAGGAGCGUGCCCUUGUGAAAGCUUACCGAGAUGCCAAUAAGCUGGUUAUUGACCAGAGUGAGGUAUUUGUGGACUUUGAGCUGGAGAGGACCCUCAAAGGGUGGAUCCCUCGGAGGCUUGGGGGUGGCUUUGGUGGCAAGAAGGAGUCGGGGCAGUUGCGGUUUGGUGGCAGGGACAGGCCCUUCCGGAAGCCCAUAAAUUUGCCCGCCAUGAAAAGUGAGUUUUACGGGGAAGGACAGGCGGAAAAGAGAGAGAGAGCUUGGUCCAGGGACUGGAAAACGAGGAACAGAGACCAAAGGUGCUCCGAACGGGAGUGGUCGCGAGGAUGGGGAGAGAGAGAUGGAGUGCGGCACUCCAGAGAGGAACGGAACCGAGGCAGAGAGAGGAGAGAUCGAAGUCGGGACCGCAGCUCAAAGAAGCAAAGAGAUGAAGACAGGCACUGAUGGGCCGCUCCCUUCCAGUGCUACGCAGCCACAGAACACCAGUGGAUUAUGGGAAAUUGUGGGCCCAUCUUCAAAAGCAAACUGAGACAAAGCCUGGAUAACUGGCUCGUAAGCUUCAAAAUAGUGGGGUGUUUUCAUCACCGCACUCCACUGCACACUUAAUGGGUUAUCCUGUAUGGUGUUGCAGGUUUUGAUGAAAUUGUUUAGUCAUCUUACUCUUCUACACCACCCUGUCCAAGCUUUUGGGUGCAUAUGACCAGUGAUGCACACCAUUCUUGGAAUGCUAACAAACAGAGCAGAGAAAGGAAAGCUCAAUUUGACUAGGGGGAAUGUAAUAAUUCACAGGGCAGGGGGAAAGGAGGGUCUGCCGUGUAUAGGCAGGGAGGGUGGGUGGGUGAGGAGAGGAAUCUUAGAGAAGCAAGAAAAGGGGCCAGAUAGAAGGUUGUUAAACAAAAGGAGACAAAGAGCAGGCCAGAGGUGCUUAACUCGUGUCCUUUGAGAUGCUGCUGGACUGCAGUUCCCAUCAUCCCCAGACAGCUUGGCCAACAGUUAGUUGCAGCAACACCUGGUGACCCGCCGGUUCCCCACACCUGAGAUAGCCAGUGGGUUGAGGAGCAUGUGGUUCAGUGGGCUGAGAAAAGGAGACCUGAAGGAGAAACAAGGGCAGGCUGGGAGGGCUCUCCUGUAGGCCUUUGAGGUGGGAAUGAAAUAAGAGCAGCAAAACUGUGGACUGGGAUAGGGAACCUGGGACCCUCCAGAUGUUGCUGGACUACAGCUCCCAUCAUUCCUGACCACUGACCGUGCUAGCUGGGGCUGAUGGGAGUUGGAGUCAAAUGGUGUCAGGAGAGGCACGAGGUUCCACUAACCUGGGCCUAGGACAUAGGACUGGAUUUCUUGUAUCAGUUUGGAUUAAGGAACCAAACCUUUGGCUGAGGCCUGUGGCUUAUAGAAGAUGCAAAAACAGACAACCUCUUGUUAAUCCAGAAAUAGUUUAUUUAGAAUAUUAAAAAGAUCAAGUGUUAACAUAGCCCUAUACCCACCCAUUCCCUCCAAACAUGCUGUUUAUUGCCUUUUUUUACCUUACAGUACCCUGAAUCUUUAUUAAAGAUACACAUUCACUCCUUUUGCAUAUCACACAGUUGUGUGCUAAGCCUUAUCAGACAAUUGCAUUAAGGGAAUGCUCAAGUCUGUGACAGUUGGAGAGAUGUUAACGCCUUGCUAGGAACUGAAAGCACACUGGCAACCCCUGUAAUAUGGGGUUGAUAUGGCAUGGAGAAUUGUGAUUUGUUUUGGUGGUGGUUCUUCUGGGGUUUUUUAUUUGCCCUGCACACCUUUGAAAUGCACCCUUGGAAGCAUGGUUGGGUUUGAAUCCAGCCUCUGGGUUCAAAGUGUUUCCCAAGCCCUCCUGUAGUGCAAUAAAUUAUGCAAAACAAGCAUCAUUGCAGUGUUUAUUCAGGUUGUUGCAUCUGUGUGCAUGUGAUAAAGAGCAAAAAUAAAAACAAAACCUCUUUUAAAAUUA
Molecule: messenger RNA, 2363 nt
Organism: Lacerta agilis (Sand lizard)
Lineage: Eukaryota; Metazoa; Chordata; Lepidosauria; Squamata; Lacertidae
Gene: SNRNP35
Product: small nuclear ribonucleoprotein U11/U12 subunit 35
Exons: 1
Coding region: 101-844 (247 amino acids)
Biological process (GO): mRNA splicing, via spliceosome
Cellular component (GO): precatalytic spliceosome; U12-type spliceosomal complex
Molecular function (GO): snRNA binding; mRNA binding
Source: RefSeq, a predicted model, not a curated record